Molecule: messenger RNA, 969 nt
Organism: Auxenochlorella protothecoides
Lineage: Eukaryota; Viridiplantae; Chlorophyta; Trebouxiophyceae; Chlorellales; Chlorellaceae
Product: UDP-galactose translocator
Exons: 4
Coding region: 1-969 (322 amino acids)
Biological process (GO): pyrimidine nucleotide-sugar transmembrane transport
Cellular component (GO): Golgi membrane
Molecular function (GO): pyrimidine nucleotide-sugar transmembrane transporter activity
Source: RefSeq, a predicted model, not a curated record
AUGGCACCUCCGGGGGGCUAUGCCGCGGGCACGCUGACCAUGGCCGCGCUGCUGACGGCCCUCACCUCGUCUCAGGGCCUGCUGACCACCGCCAGUAAAACUGGCGGGUCCUACGCCUACAACUUCGCCACAGUGCCAUUCCUGGCCGAGGCCCUGAAACUAGGCAUCAGCUACAACCUCCUGCGGCGCCAGCGCAAGGAGGACCCCAAGGCCGCCCAGUGCACCACCAACCCGCGCACCGUCGCCCUGUUCCUGGUGCCCUCCAUCAUCUACAUGCUGCACAACAACGUGCAGUUCUACCUGCUGCGGUAUGUGGACCCAGCCACCUACCAGAUCCUGGGCAACCUGAAGAUCGUCACCACGGGCAUCCUCUUCCGCAUCUGCCUGCGGCGCCAACUCAGCCUGCUGCAGUGGAUCGCGCUCUGCCUGCUGGCCAUCGGGGCCACCACCAGCCAGAUCAACACGGACUGCAGCCAGGGCAGCACCAAGUCCCUCAUGUCGGCGCCCCUCGCGGGCUAUGCCUUUGGCGCGCUGAGCGCCACGCUCUCCGCCGUGGCGGCCGUGUACACGGAGUGGGUGAUGAAGCACAACAGCGACAGCCUGUACUGGCAGAACAUGCAGCUCUACGGCUUUGGCGUGGUGUUCAACGGCCUGGCUCUGGUGCUCGGCAGCGGCGGCUCGGGCUCGGGCGGGGCCGCCCUCGCCGACCUCCUGCACGGCUACACCCCCGUCACCUGGCUGGUGGUUGCCAACCUGGCCUUCAGCGGCCUCCUUGUGUAUGCCACCUCCCUGGCCAUGCUGCUCACCACCGGCGUGUCCAUCGCCUUCUUCGGCCUGGACCCCAGCCUGCAGCUGGGGCUGGGCCUGGCGGUGGCCUGCGUCUCCGUCGUCCUCUACUACGUCAGCCCGGAGAAGCUGGCGCUGCCGCCGGGCGGGAGCGUCGCCAGCAGGGCGCUGCUGCCCAAGUGA